Messenger RNA from Macadamia integrifolia, 1805 nucleotides. RefSeq names its product cytochrome P450 71B37-like. Gene Ontology annotation, molecular function: oxidoreductase activity, acting on paired donors, with incorporation or reduction of molecular oxygen; iron ion binding; monooxygenase activity. The transcript has 2 exons. The record is from RefSeq and is a predicted model, not a curated record. NCBI's taxonomy places the organism in Eukaryota, Viridiplantae, Streptophyta, Magnoliopsida, Proteales, Proteaceae. The coding region runs from base 39 to 1541 and encodes 500 amino acids.
GAUGUAAGCACCACCAUUGAAGCACACUCCAAGCUCAAAUGGAUUCCUUUUACCUUCUCCUCCUCCUCAUUCCAGUUCUCUCUCUGUUACUUCUCAAAGGAAGAAACAACUAUUCCAAGGGACUCAAACUUCCUCCCUCCCCUCCUGGUCUCCCUAUCAUAGGCAAUCUCCACCAAGUAGGUAGCUUACCUUUCAGAUCAACAACAGAGCUAGCUAAGAAAUAUGGCCCUGUCAUGCUCUUACGCCUGGGCUUUGCUCCAACAGUGUUCGUCUCAUCACCAGAGAUGGCAAGAGAGGUCCUGAAGCACCAAGACGCCCAAAUGUGCAACAGGGUUCGUCUCGAAGGACCUAGAAAAGUUUCCUAUGAUUUCAGAGAUAUUGCUUUCACUCCCUACGGUGAAUGGUGGAGAGAGGUUCGCAAGAUCUGUAAUCUCGAGCUUUUAAGCCCUAAAGCAGUUCAAUCUUACCUUUAUGUGAGAGAAGAAGAGAUUUCCAAUCUCAUGAAUUUGCUUGCUGAAGCUGCUUCAACUCCUGUUGAUGUCUCUGAGAAGGUUUUUAAACUCACAGAUGCCAUCAUUUGCAGGAUUGCUUUCGGGAAAUCUUACAAAUCCAGGGGAUUCGAUAGUGGCAGAUUUGCAGAAGCAGUUCAUGAUGCUAUGUCUGCUAUGAGCAAUUUUGCUGCUUCAGAUUUCUUCCCAUAUUUUGGAUGGAUCAUAGAUAAUCUUACUGGACACACAGCAACUAUCGACAGGGUUUUCCGCAAUUUGGAUUCUUUCUUUGAUAUGGCUAUUGAAGAUCAUCUUGAUCCCAAUAGAGUGAAACCAGAUCGCGAAGACAUCAUCGAUGUCUUGCUUCGAUUGGAGAGGGAUCAGUUCAGUCGCAUUCGCAUCACCAAAGAUCAUAUCAAGGGUGUUCUCAAGGAUAUGUUCUUGGGUGCAGUAGAUACAAGUGCUAUAACCAUGACAUGGACGAUGACACAGCUUGCUAGGCAUCCUAAAGUGCUGAAAAAGGUUCAGGAUGAGCUCAGGUCUUACAUUGGAAGUAAAGGGAAAGUGGAAGAGAGUGACAUAGAAAAUCUUCCUUACUUCAGGGCAGUAGUGAAGGAAUCAUGGAGGUUGCAUCCACCAGUCCCUAUUUUAAUUGCUAGAGAAACAAUGGCUGAUUGCAAGCUAGAUGGGUAUGACAUUCCCAACAAGAUGAGGCUUCAUGUUAACAUUUUUGCAGUGAAUAGAGAUCCAAGGUACUGGAAGAACCCAGAUGAGUUUGACCCAGAGAGGUUCAUGGAGAAUCCACUUGAUGUGAAGGGGCACAGCUUUGAGUUCUUGCCAUUUGGAUCAGGUAGGAGGAUUUGCCCGGGAAUGAAUAUGGGAAUAGCUAAUGUGGAGCUUGCUCUAGCAAAUCUUCUUUACACCUUUGACUGGAAACUGCCCAAUGGGACAACAAUUGAAGAUAUCAAUAUGGAUGAGUUGUUCCCUCUUACUCUCAACAAGAAGACACCUCUUAUGUUAGUGCCCAUACCCUAUCACUGGCAGAAGGCCUGAGGCCCUGUCUAGUACCGAGGGUUUUCUUCUAUAAUUUAAACUUUUCUUUUUCUCCUUUUCUGGAGCUUGACCGUGGAGGCUAAGGCUCCCUUUGGCUGUUUGGGUUCCUUUUUUUUCUUUUUUUUUUUUCAAAUAGUGUCACCUACUUUCUAUAAUUUGUUUUUAUUUUCCCCUCAUCUUUACUCUAAAUAGAAUAAUGUGGAGAAUGUAAUGUAAUUUGUUGAAUUAUCAUUAUGAGGUUUUUCUUGCGUGAAACCAAACAAA